ACUCGACGUAGUAGUAGAAGUAUUGGAUAGACUUUAAGACACAAUGGAACUUACAUCUUUGGAAGGCGCCACGAAGCCAACCACGACCAUAUCAACGAGCACUGACGUUGUCGUCGACGAUCAUGGUUGGUCCGUGAGCGGGAUCGAACACAGUGCCUUGGUCCGUACCGUCUACGGGGUCAUCGGUUUCAGCGGAAUGGCGGGGAAUGCGCUCGUCUGCUUCGUUCUCAUACGCGUACCUCCACUUCGUACGCGCACUAGCCGGUUCGUCGUCAACCUCGCCAUCGCUGAUUUUCUCACUUCCUUCUGGCUUAUACCCAUUCAUGUGUUUCCACAAGUUCCAUCCAUACCAAAGGGACUGGCAGGCGAAUUUAUGUGUCGUUUUUACAUUUCGAAAUAUAUCCUCUGGCUAUUCAUCAUCACGUCCAUCUAUUUCCUAGUGGUGGUGACCUUGGAACGCUAUGUUGCCGUGGUGCAUCCGUUGAAAUACAAGCGUGUUUUCACCACAAGGCUCACCGUACUUAUUUCCUCUUGUUGCUUGCUUAUUGGUAUCAUGGCGCCAACAUUCUUCUUCUUCGUAUAUGAUGUCGUCGACAGCGUAUGUAUCUACUUGCCCUACCCAAGCCCAGCACACAAAUUGGGUGUAGGUUUGCUGUGCUUUACUGUUAUCUACGGUAUUCCCAUCGUUAUCCUGCUAUUGUUGCACAGUCAGACCAUCAAGUCCCUGAGACGUCAAGCCAAGACCCUCGCUGCCAACAUUGCAGAACAUGGACAAUCUGAACAACCUCGCAGGAAUGUCAACAUUUCAGGAGAGAUAGAAGGGAAUCGUCGACCCACGGUGGUUGACAAUGCCAACAACAAAUGGCACCUGAAGGUAGCGAAUGACAUGCAGAAGACGUUCUUCGUGGUCAUCCUGGUCUUCAUCCUCUGCUGGGCACCAAACCAGUUGCUGUUUCUCUGCUACUCCCUCGGCGCGCCUGUCGACUUCAGCAAGACCUACUACCACUUCUCCGUCAUCUUUGCGGUAUGCAACUCUUGCGCGAAUCCCUUCAUAUACGUCUUCAAGAACAAGUUGUUCCGUCGUGGUAUACGUCAGGCAGUGCGUUGCGUCGGUCGUGGUGACCACGAUGAUAGGUCGGCCAGUGUCUCAUUCAGACAGUUUGAAAACAGCGUUCAACCGCACUCUACGACCUUGCACCAACAAAAUCAAUCCCGACAUACAACAGUGUCUGUAGGUUCCAUGUCAAUUGCUCCGGCGAACAAUUGCUCCGCUAUGAAUUCCGCACACAAAUGAAAUUACCAACUUUAACCCUGGAUUUAACACUGUUCUCUAUCCUAAACCUAACCAUAAACCUAAGAGAAAAUCCUAUUGCAACCCUUACUCGUGCGCUAUAUCUUAGACGAGAUAAAGUCAAGAGCAAAUGUCGUAUCACCGUAUCUAGGUAUCGGUUAGCUGUAAUCUAUAAAAUCCACAAAGGUAGCAAAGAAGCAUGUGCACAGAAUAUAUUUAAAUCAAGGCUACUCGUAGGCCUACAAUUAUCCCGAGCUGCAACCCCGUUUUGGGGAUCAAAUUUGUCUUUGCCAAAUUUAGUCAGUAAUCCCAAGGCCUAGUUCAUAUUGCACAGAAUAUUUUGUGUGUUGUUUUUAUCCUUUUAUCCAUAUUGGCAGAAUGAUUUUAAGUCUGAACAAGCUUGAUGCCACUUCGAAUUUGUUUUUUUUUUUUAUUAAACGUGCUGGGGUAUAACGAACGUAAAAUACAGAUGAAUGGAAUUUUAUUUAAGAUGUUGUAAAAAUUGACAGUGAGACAAUGCACUUAG
Molecule: messenger RNA, 1817 nt
Organism: Lytechinus variegatus (green sea urchin)
Lineage: Eukaryota; Metazoa; Echinodermata; Echinoidea; Temnopleuroida; Toxopneustidae
Product: galanin receptor 2a-like
Exons: 3
Coding region: 44-1294 (416 amino acids)
Biological process (GO): G protein-coupled receptor signaling pathway
Cellular component (GO): membrane
Molecular function (GO): G protein-coupled receptor activity
Source: RefSeq, a predicted model, not a curated record